AAUUUUUGGAGCGGCUCAGAGGAACCACGUACGUACCGGAGAAGAGAGAAUACUCUGUUUUUAUCUUCCAAUCUCCACGUUUCUUCUCUCCAAAAAUUCCGUUUUUAUAUUUUUCUCUCUCUCUCUUGAACAAAAGUGAGAAAGCGACCAGAGUUCCGUACUUUGGAUGAGAUGUGUUUCGUCUCGCUGUUUCGUCAGUUUCCUCCUUCUUCUUCUUCGUCUACUUACCAUUAGUCUUCUCUCUCUCUCUGUCUGAAAACGACUCUCCUCUCUCCUCUGUUCCCCUCCCCAUAUUUCUUCUUCUUCUUCUAUCAUCCUUUCACAAUCUCCUUUUUUCGAUGCUUCAUUGAUUCACGAGAAAACACAAUUCAGUUUUUUUUUCUGAUAUUUUUCUUUUAAUAUUUUCCCCAUCUCUCUCUCUCUCUCGAUCGAUACGUUGCGUAAUAAUAAACCUGAUUCUGUUCUGUUCCUUGUUUCAGACUCUGUCUCUCUUAUACUCUGUUUCUGUUUCUGUUCUGUCUGUCUUUAAUAAAGUUUCUCUCUUUAAAGACGUUUAGUUUCCCGAGCUUCACUCUCUCUUGUCGGGAUUUCGUCUCAUGAUUCAUCAGAUCUCUGUUUGAAAGAUCCAAAAUCGCCGGAGAAAAUGGGAGGAUUAUUGCAUCUCUUCGAUUUCCACAACAACAGUUUCUCCCGGAAAGUUUUCUCUCAUCACAAAAGCCGCGACGAAGAUCUGGAAGCUCCGAGGAAUAGUUUCGAGCUACAAGUCGAUAACUUUCAGUCAUACCAUAACGAGAAAGUUAAACCGAAGAGUGAUAAAUUAGAGGAAGAGGAAUGGUACGAGAGAAGUUGUUACCCGAUUGAGGAAUCAAUGAAGAAGAAGAUCAUCGAUGAGCUUUCUAAAAAACGUUCCAACGAUAAACACAACAACACUCCUAGUCUUGUAGCUAAGCUGAUGGGAAUGGAUGCACUUCCUUUGGAUUCUACUGCUAAGUCAUCCCCUUGGAUCUAUCCUCCUCGUCAGAGUAAAGCGGAUCAUCGGUUUGAUAAUGAGAAAGGAGGAGGAAGAAAAAGUAGAAAAGGGAGGUUGUCUUCCUCGACGGUGACUGCGUUAGAUGUGAUGGAGACACCAAUGCGUCGUGAACAUCCUCAAGAAGAGGAGCUUCAAAGAUUCAGAAGAGAGUUUGAAGCUUGGCAAGCUGAUAAAAGGUUUCAAGAUUGUUCAAGAAUCGUUGAUUCGGGUUGCGUGGGGGCUCGGGAUGAUAAAGAGAGGCUUUUCACUAGAACUAGAAGCUUUGGUCGGGAUUUUAACUUGAAGUCAGAUAGAACUGCUCCAACUAGGAUUGUGGUUCUGAGACCUGGUCUUCAUAGAGCGUAUGAUUACGAAGAUUCGUUGACUACUUCUUCAGGGACGACAAUGGAAGGAAGCAGAGGAAGCAGCAUCGAAGAGUUUCUUGAGGAAGUUAAAGAGAGGUUAAAAGGUGAGCUUCAAGGAAAAGCAGCUCUCAAGAGAAGUUCAUCGGUGAGAGGAAGCGGAAUCGAGACUCCUUUCAGCGAAAGACCUUCUCCGAGGUCUGAACCGAUGAGACCAUACGGCAAUAGUGAGGUUCAGUGCAAUGCACCAGACUCUCCUACUGAGUUUAUAAGUAGAGAUACUAGAAAACUCUUGGCAGAGAGAUUGAAUAAUGUUUUGAGAAACGAGAUGAGUCCUUCCGAUGAUUCUAUGAUCAAAUGUAGUAGCCGUUUGCGACCUACCGUGUCGGAUGCAGCGAAGCAACUUGAUGAAAUCAAUCAAGAAGACUCUAGAACUAACAGAGAUGUUCCUAAGAAAGAUUCUUCAUCACCAAGAAAUCUCAAAAGAUCACUAUCUGCUCCAGUCUCAGGGAUGUCGUUUGGUAAGCUUCUGUUAGAGGACCGGCAUGUUUUGACAGGCGCACAGAUCAUGAGAAAGCAUGAGGCUACAAUAACAGAGCGAGAAGAAACAGAAUCAGAAACAAAACCAGUUGUUGUGGAUCCGAUCAGGAGGAAAGAAAGAUUCAAUCUCAGGAAAAAAGUUUCAAGCUUUAGAUCAACUCUUAGAGGAAGAAUCUUUGGUAAAAAGAUACGUUCAAUGAUCGAAUCAAACAGUUUUGAGGAUGAAUCGAUCAAAGAUUUCGUGACAGGAUCCAAGUUUAACAACUUUUAUGAUCGAAAUGAGAACUCAACAGAAGUGCCUCCAAGCCCUGCAUCAGUCUGCAGCAGUACACCAGACGAGUUCUGGAGAAAUGUGGAUUAUCUCAGCCAAGUUUCAACACCUGACGUGACUGUAUCGGAUGAGAACGGUAUGCCUCAAGUCUUCAGAGACAUCAGUUCCAAUCUAACUGAACUAAGAAGACAGAUAAAUGAGCUUGAAUCCGAUGUACAAGUGCGAACGCCAGUGGAUGAAGAACCGAUUCAAGACAUUGAGACCAUAGUUGAUUUAGGAAAUCCAGACAAAGCAUUUGUGAGAGAUCUUCUUGUGGCUUCUGGUUUAUAUGAAGGUACAUCAGAUAUAUCAUUGUCUAGAUGGGAUCCAUUAGCAAAGCUUAUUAAAAGGUCUGUUCUCGAAGAAACUAAAGAGAAUCUUAAGAAAAGAAGCAAUCAGAUUAAUCAAGAAGACGACGAUGCCGAAGAGAGUACUCUAAGUGAAGAAAAUCAUAACAUAUUGUUUGAUCUUCUGAAUGAAGUGCUCACGGUGGUGCUCGGACCAUUGACAAAGUCAGGGUUCAAGAGAAAACUUAUGAGUUCGUCUUUGUCUGAAUCGACGACUAUACGAGGUAAAUACCUGUUGGAAUCAACAUGGAGGAUCAUGUCCGAGUAUUUAUAUUCUCAGCCAGAGAAACCUUUUUGUUCAUUGGAUGGGAUCAUUGGUUGGGACAUGGAUAGGUUUCCAUGGAGUGGUUUGAUUGGUGAAGAAGUUAAUGUAUUGGGGAGAGAAGUUGAAGGCAUGAUCAUGGCUGAUCUUGUUGACGAACUUGUUAAGGAUCUAAAAAGGCAAAGAAGCUAAGAACUUAUAAGAUAAGAGUUAAACAUAUCUGAUUGGUUUGGUUUGGUGAAUAUGAAUGGUUUAAUUUUGGUGUGUUCUUUUUGUAAAUAGGGGGUUUUUUUUUAUGGAGUGUUUUUUUUUUCUUGAAGAAGUGAGUUUCCAUGAUAACUGUAAAUGUUUUCCUGCAGUACCAGGAAGCUAAGAUUUUCUGAUUGCUACAUAAAUUACUACUAGAUUCGGACCCGCACGUGCGGGAUUGAUUUAAAAAA
Molecule: messenger RNA, 3270 nt
Organism: Camelina sativa (false flax)
Lineage: Eukaryota; Viridiplantae; Streptophyta; Magnoliopsida; Brassicales; Brassicaceae
Source: RefSeq, a predicted model, not a curated record